Maniola jurtina (meadow brown) is the source of this 1666-nucleotide messenger RNA. It is a transcript of the gene PIG-Q, whose product is annotated as phosphatidylinositol N-acetylglucosaminyltransferase subunit Q. Gene Ontology annotation, cellular component: membrane; endoplasmic reticulum. The record is from RefSeq and is a predicted model, not a curated record. Gene Ontology annotation, biological process: GPI anchor biosynthetic process. The coding region runs from base 175 to 1632 and encodes 485 amino acids. Lineage: Eukaryota; Metazoa; Arthropoda; Insecta; Lepidoptera; Nymphalidae. The transcript is spliced from 7 exons.
UUUUAGAAAGGCCUUAAAGGACUGUUAUCCAGGGCCGUAAAAUAAAUUAAAAAAAAAUAUAUACUUUUUAGAAAAAUAAAAAAAUAGUAAAAUAAAUAAAAUAGUAAAAUAAAAUAGGUUACCGGUGCUUUUUUUAAAGUACUUUGCUACCUACCUACUAAAUAUAAAAUCUAGAUGAAAACAAUGUCUCAAAUUAUCAAAAUAUUACUGCCUGAAAUUCCUAAUGAAAUGGGUAAUGUAUUUUUCAAAGGACACAUAAAAAUAACUAAUCAAGAUUGUUUAACAAUAUUCAUUACAACUUAUUCCACAAACAAUAAAAUAUUAGCAGGUGAAAAUGUUUACAAAGAAAACAUUAUUUAUGGCUACCACCACAGUGAUAAUCUAUCAAAGAAUAUUUUAAAGAAGAGCUUAAAUAGUUUUAUAGUAAACAAUAUUCAGUAUCCAAAACUAAGUAGCCUAGUAUUAAAUGGUGUUAAAAAAAAUAUUGAAGACUGUAUUGUUAUGUUGUAUGAUUAUAAUAAAGUGAAAAAUUCUGAAACUCUUAGUACAAACGACUGUUUUUUCUCAACACUGCAAGAACUGAUUCAAAAAGAGUGUGGUCAGUCAUAUUAUAGUAAAUCUGAAAACCAACCAAGAUUACAAACUCUCUCCUGGUUUGAAUCAUCAAUGUUUGGGCAGCAUGUAUAUAAUUAUAUUAUGUUGAUAAAAUGGCUUAUAAAUACAGUCAAAAUGAAGAAAAAGGUAACAAUAGAACAUGGAAACUUUAUAAUGGUUAUUAUUUUGGAUAUUCUACUUGGAUAUCUAGUAUUGGAACUACUUGUUUUUGACAGAAAAGCACUUGGUGCACUCCUAUUUGGAAUUUUAGAGAAAUUAGUAAAUCUUAUGUAUUCCUUGUUAAAAUGGCUUAUGGGGGCACCAGCUGGUCUGAAGUUGAAUAAUGCAUUCAACAAAAUGUUAGGGAAGUAUUUUCUAUAUCAUGUUGAGCUGUGGUGGCUAUUCUUGGAUGUGUCAGGUGAAAAAUUGGAUGUGGUUCUGCAUAUUUACCAGUACUUGGGCUAUUUGGGAUUCACAUUCCAAGCUGCCAUAAUAUCAGAUAUGAUGUGUUUAGCCACCUUUCAUUCUUACUGCAUUUAUGUAUAUGCUGCAAGAUUGUUUAACCUUCAAAUAUCAGGGUUAACGGCUCUAUUACGAUUAUUUGUUGGAAGGAAGUAUAAUCCUCUAAGGGGUGGUAUAGAUUCCUGUGAAUAUACUAACCAGGAGAUGUUUGUUGGCACAGUGGCAUUCACUAUACUGCUGCUGUUAUUGCCAACUACUCUUAUGUACUAUAUUGUAUUCACUAUGUUCCGAGUGUUAUCUCUGUCUGUACAAUAUAUUCUGGCGAAAGUUAUUUACUUAAUACAAAGUCUUCCAUUUUAUGUUAUUAUUUUAUGGAUAACACGAUCGCCUAAAAUUGCAGGUAAUGUACUAAUAGAAGAAGUUGAAAGUGAUUCAUCAAUUAUUCUCAAAGUUAAACUAUGUAAUAAAUCUCUUGGAGACCUUACAAAGAAUUUUACACCACCAGUAAAAGUUCCGAAACACUUUGACUGGAGUAACAUCGUGUCUAAUGUUUUUACAGGGAAGCAAAUAAUUUAAAUGAAAUUAUAAAUAAAACCAAAAUCUGCCUGGA